Molecule: messenger RNA, 288 nt
Organism: Staurois parvus
Lineage: Eukaryota; Metazoa; Chordata; Amphibia; Anura; Ranidae
Source: the annotation of a GenBank genome assembly
UAUCUGCCAAUGCCAAUCCUCUCUGCCAGUGUCCUCCACCCCUUUCCAAUCCCUCCACUGGCUUCCAUUGUGCCUCACCCCUCUCUGCCAAUCCCUCCUCAGCCUCCACUCAGUGUCCUCCACCCCUCUCUGCCAAUCCCUCCACCCUCCACUGGCAUCCCUUCCAUCCAUCCAGUGUCCUCCACUCCCCACCCCUCUCUGCCAAUCCCUCCCUCCACUAGCCUCCACCCCUCUCUGCCAAUCCCUCAUGUGUCCUCCACUCAGUGUCCUCCACACCUCUCUGCCAGU